AGGGUUCCUGACUCAGGAACAAAACUUGAAGAAGAGACACUUGUACUCUACUCCGAGCCGUGCUGAGCAACCCAACGCGACGUGCAUAGGCCCGUUUGUACUCGUGGCUCUAUCCUGCUUCGUGUGGGCUGUGUGAACCUGCCAGGUCUUACGUUGCAGUUGUUGAUUGCCUGCCCUUCUUUUUCGAGUAAUUCUCUCACAUGCCUUCGGGUCCAAACCGAUCGUCCGUUCUAUCCGACCAAGAAAGCGUUUUCUCGCAAGACAACUCACCCUCUAUCUAUCACUACUCCUCAACACGCACGUCGACGGCUUUUCUCUCUGCCGCCCUUUCCCGUACGACCGGGGGGAACCUCGCGAAUGGGAAAAGAGACGCCAAUCUACUGUUGGCUCUUGUCGCCGUUUGACGAAUUUCAGCUUGCGAUAAAGAAAGUGACGGACUGGCUUGGUUGAAUGGAUUUUCUAUAAGAAUAAUAAUACCGAGUUUUACAAAAAACACCUUUCUAGAGAGAGAAAGAGGGUGGGAAAGGGAUGGCUUGGUACUCUAUCCUUCCUACUCAUUUGACCGUCUAUGAAACUUGGAUCAUUCGAGGUUUUUUGUUACUGGCCGUAAUCAAUCUCCUCCCUUGGAUCCUAGCCAUCCUCUACGACGCAUGUCUCUACGUCGGCCGAGUCAUCUACCACGAGAUCCCUUUUUUUGGUGGCCGGGCGAGGGGUGAGCAUCGACCUCGCGCUCCGAGUUUGAGAGACAGGGUGAGGCGGAUGAGUUUUGUGGACCUGGUCACCGGGAGUGGAAGUGCGCCUUCGACACCGACUCGAGGCGGUACGAGAAGGGACACGGACGCGGAAAAGAGGAAAUCGGACGAAGGACCGAGGCAAGAUCAGACAUGAGAUAUAUUAUGAGAGACACGCAAAUAGGGCAGACCUUGUACGGAGUGUGCAGAAAGAACAACAAAACAUUGCGCAGAGAUCAUUGACGAGUCAACAAGUUUGACGAGAAGGAUGAGAAUGAGGAUUGAAAGUACAACGAAUUCAAAAGCCAAAGAUCCACGGAUUCAUGCGACACCAUACACGAGCCAAGUCUCCCCUGAACUCAUUCUUGAAAGUCAGUGGUGGAAAGGGAAAAAACCGUCGGGGGUUUCCCUGGUGUCUUUUGGAAGUCUCAAACGCAUGAUUCGGGUACCGGAAGAGGAGGAUGUUUGUUAUUACGGUGCUCCGUACGGAUACGCACCAGAGAUAUAUCAUCGUUGUUGAUCGAGAAACACGGAAUCUCUCACAUCUUCAACUAUUUAUUUGCACGAGGAGUGCCGGCGAUCGGUAGAGGGAACACGUACUGUAAGUUGUACCUCUGGUUGUGCUUUUGUUGGCCACUACAACUUCUGUAUGGGGGCAUAUCCACCAAGUCCCUCUCCUCCUGGUGGUGGUGCCGCCGCCGAUGCCGGUCCAAAACGACACAGACAUGCACACUCCCGUACAGAGAGUGAGGAAACCUAGAAUCCAUUUCCGGCAUGGCCUAGGCAACGAAGAAGGACUGAACUUGUGUGGUUUUUGUUCUUUUCAAGGACGCAAGGGUUCCCGCGCAGGAAUAUUUUCUCUACUGACGAGGGGGGGGAAAAGGGGGGAUCCUAUAUCUGAUUGUUCAAAGUAGGAGUAGUCCACUAUCGAGGUAUCCUUUUCCUUCACGUCGUCAAUGAAUGAGUGCCGAGUUGAUAAUCUAUCCAAGAAACCCUUGACUCUUGU
Exophiala oligosperma is the source of this 1737-nucleotide messenger RNA. RefSeq lists its product as uncharacterized. Bases 529 to 888 code for a protein of 119 amino acids. Lineage: Eukaryota; Fungi; Ascomycota; Eurotiomycetes; Chaetothyriales; Herpotrichiellaceae. The record is from RefSeq and is a predicted model, not a curated record. The transcript has 2 exons.